Molecule: messenger RNA, 1365 nt
Organism: Moesziomyces antarcticus
Lineage: Eukaryota; Fungi; Basidiomycota; Ustilaginomycetes; Ustilaginales; Ustilaginaceae
Product: oxidative stress survival Svf1-like protein
Exons: 2
Coding region: 1-1365 (454 amino acids)
Biological process (GO): response to oxidative stress
Cellular component (GO): cytoplasm
Source: RefSeq, a predicted model, not a curated record
AUGUCCGGUUGGGGUUCUUGGCUCAAGGGCGACUCGGCCGCUGCUGCAGGCUCCGGCGCCCCCGCUGCAUCUGGAAGCAACUUCCACGCCAUCACCGACACCGUCUCCCAGGACGCCCUCUUCGGCCCUCUCCAGGCCUCCGACCUCGAAUGGACCUGUGCCGGUGGAUUCACCACCGAGACUCAGACCUGGUACUCAUUCCUCGAAGAUGGCUCCUUCGCCACCUCCCAGAUCAUCCACUCGGCCGUCGGCCUGUGGUAUCCGCAGGUUCAGAUGACCUUCAAGUACUUCAACCCUAAGACGGGCAAGAAAAUCUGGAAGUCGGUCAACGUCACCAAGUUUGCCGCACCCCCCUCGGCCGGUGCUGCCGGCCCGCAGGGCGACAAGCGUUCCAGCAAGGCCGCCGAGUUCACCGUCCUCUUCACCACCACCGACGCCGGCGAGGACAAGUACACCAUCACCGCCAACCUCGACGCCGACCUGCAGCUCUCGUGGUCCUUUGUUCGUCCUGCUGCUACCCAGGGCUGGAAGCUCGGUGCGGGCCCCAAGGGAGGCUUCAGCUACUUUGGUUCCAACCUCGGUAGCCCAGAGGGCUACGUCAUCCACCGCUUCUGGCCCGUCGCCGAGAGCGAGGGUCACAUCAUCUCGCAGGGCACCGCCAUCGACGCCAAGGGCAAGGGCAUGUUUGUCCACGCCAUCCAGGGCAUGCGUCCCAACCUCGUCGCCGCCAAGUGGAACUUUGCCAACUUCCAGGCUCAGGACGAAAAGCUCGGCAGGGUCAGCGGCAUCAUGAUGGAGUUCACCACCACGCCCGACUACGGCAGCGUGGCCGAGGGCGCAAACGCACGCGAGUCGCUCACGGUCAACAUUGGUUCCAUCGUGGCCGAUGGCAAGCUCGUCGCGGUCAGUGCGGCGACGCGCAGCGCUGGCUCGCCCGCUUCCGAAGCGAGCCGCAAGAGCAACUCGUUCGCCAGGCACCUCGACCCCAUGCUCGACCAGGACACCGGCUACCAAGCGCCCCAGGCCAUCGAGUUCCACUGGCAGGCACCGCUGCUCGACUCGGCCUCGGGCAAGGGCGACGUCGACCACAAGGUCGAGGCGCAGCUCAAGGUCGACCUCGGCAAGCCCUACCCGUCCAGCGAGACGCACGGUCUGGUCGACAAGGUGGACGUGCUCGCAGAGAUUCCCUACAUGGUGCGCAAGCUCGUCAACUACGUCGCAGGCACCAAGCCUUACAUCUACCAGACGCUCAACCCAGCCACGCUCACGCUCACCCUCCCCGGGCAGUACGCCGGCAGCGGCAAGGGCGAGUCCACCUCGAUCAAGGGCACCCUCUUCGAGGAGCACACCUUCAUCAGCGGCUAG